AUGAAUCAGAUUUUUCAUAAAUAUCUCGAUAAGUUUGUCGUUGUGUUUAUCGAUGAUAUUUUGAUCUAUUCGAAGAGUGAAGAGGAUCAUGAUAAGCAUUUGAGGAUUGUUUUAUCUGUAUUGAAAGAGAAGCAGUUGUUUUCUAAACUUUCGAAGUGCGAGUUUUGGUUGAAGGAAGUGAGUUUCCUUGGCCGUGUGAUAUCUAGUGGUGGUAUUUCGGUUGAUCCUUCUAAGAUUGAGGUUAUAUCUCAAUGGGAAGCGCCGAAAUCUGUGUCUGAGAUUCGUAGUUUUCUUGGUUUGGAAAGUUAUUAUCGAAAGUUUAUUGAAGGCUUUUCUAAGUUAUCUUUGUCGUUAACGCAGUUGAAUAGGAAAGGUCAAGCUUUCAUUUGGACUGCACAGUGUGAAGCUAGUUUUCAAGAGCUUAAAAGGAGAUUGACUACUGCUCCUGUUUUGAUUUUACAGAAUCCAUCAGAACCAUUUGUUAUGUAUUGUGAUGCUUCAUUUAUGGGUUUAUGA
Messenger RNA from Lathyrus oleraceus (garden pea), 516 nucleotides. RefSeq lists its product as uncharacterized. Lineage: Eukaryota; Viridiplantae; Streptophyta; Magnoliopsida; Fabales; Fabaceae. Bases 1 to 516 code for a protein of 171 amino acids. The transcript has a single exon. The record is from RefSeq and is a predicted model, not a curated record.